Dendronephthya gigantea is the source of this 1796-nucleotide messenger RNA. RefSeq names its product beta-1,4-glucuronyltransferase 1-like. NCBI's taxonomy places the organism in Eukaryota, Metazoa, Cnidaria, Anthozoa, Malacalcyonacea, Nephtheidae. The record is from RefSeq and is a predicted model, not a curated record. The transcript has 7 exons. Gene Ontology annotation, molecular function: glucuronosyltransferase activity. The coding region runs from base 54 to 1310 and encodes 418 amino acids.
CAAAAUGGUGGUCAAUAUUUUGAAUUUCAACCCCAAAGCUUUAACUUUAAGCAAUGAAAUUGUCUCGUUUUUUAUUCUUUCUGUUUAUUUUUGUCGUUAUUUUAGUAUCACUGAAUAUUCUGCUUAUGAUUUAUAUGACACAAAGUAGGAUAAAUGCCUUGAACGACUUCAAAAAAUUCAAUUUUCAGUACAAGGUCAAUGAAGAUUCAUUUUUGUCAAUUCACGAUUUACCAGAAGACAAAUCUGGAGAAUAUUAUGUUCAUAAGAACUUCAUCAGGGCAGAAAACGCUUCUUCGUUUACAGAAGUGGUGUUAGCGAGCCACUGUACAGGAGAUCACUUGCAUCAUUUGGUGUCAUUAAGUGACAUAUGGCAGGGACCAUUGUCUAUUGCCGUAUUCGUCCCAGGGCGCAGUCUUGAAAGCACGCUCACAACUCUCUAUAUUCUUUACGCCUGUUUUACUAAAAUACGUCAAAAAACUACGGUACACCUCGUCCAUCCUGUGAACGCAUUACUGAACGAGCAAGACCUGAUGUUCUUGAUACGAAAAUCAGGAGAGAUCAAAGCCAAGUGCUCUAGAGCUUUGAAACAGAUCAAAAAUGCAAACAAAAAUUUGGGCAAAAACUACGACAAAAAGGUCGAAUAUCCCAACAAUUUACUGAGAAACAUCGCCAAGCACGGAGUUGAGGGACGAUAUUCACUGGUUGUGGAUAUCGACAUGAUUCCGAAUCAGGCUUUGUAUACAGACUUCAUGAUUUUUGCCACGGAAAAUAAUCUUUUUGUUGAUGGCAAUAGCUUUUACAGCGAUAAGAGUGUUUUCGUGCUACCGGCUUUCGAGGUACGUUCAAAGGGAGCUGAUUAUAUGCCCAAGGAUAAAAGAGAGCUUGUCAAUCUUUUGGACGAAGGAAAAGUCCGUCCGUUUUACUACGAUAUUUGUCGGAAAUGCCAAAGACCAACUGAUUACGAAAGAUGGCAGAGUUUCGUUAACUACGAUAAAGAUAUGGAUGUUGGAUACGAGAUCGAAUGGCAAGACCCCUGGGAACCAUUUUUCAUCUCUCCAAAAUCUGCUCCUGACUACGACGAGAGAUUCAGACAGUACGGUUUCAACCGGAUCAGCCACGCCUGUGAACUGCACAUUGCUGGCUAUCAAUAUUUCGUCUUGGAUCGGGGAUUCCUGCUUCACCGAGGCUUCAAAAACAAGGAAUCAUUUCACAAGACGAAGAACGAGGAGAAUAAUAAAAAUAGGAUGUUGUUUCGGACAUUUAAAACUGAACUAAAGGAUAAAUACCCGAAAUCUUUGAACAGAUGUUAGCUGGAUGCUAUCUAUACAAGAGAUGAUCCUUGGCCUUCUGGACGGGGAGGAUUGCAAUAAGAUUGUAAAUAUUAUAAAUUUGUGACAGUUGUUUCUAGGUGAAAUUUGUUUGUUACUUUUACACCGGGGGCGUACAUACGAGGGUGUGGGUUGACCUCCCCCCACCUAUCCCAAAAUACUAUUCUAGUUGCCUCACGUACUGUUUUAGUCGGUGGAUUUGUCAACGAGGGAGCUCGACCAAGGUUCAGUGGGAAAAAGUUAGUCGCGUAUGCGAAACCCAUGUGAAAUUUUUAUAGGAUUUCCUCAGCUUAAAAAUCAGGUUGAUUGCUUAAUUCUUAAUAAAUAUUCUUUUAUUAAACCGGCGCCAGCCGGGGAACUCUUUAAAAUACGAGAAGAAAUAUCAUAAAAUCUAUUUGUUUUGUUCGUUCCUGACGAGAUCACUUAAAAAUGUAAUUAUUUUCACUAUUUAUAAAUAUUACCAUCAGC